Molecule: messenger RNA, 1827 nt
Organism: Pestalotiopsis fici W106-1
Lineage: Eukaryota; Fungi; Ascomycota; Sordariomycetes; Amphisphaeriales; Sporocadaceae
Exons: 3
Coding region: 1-1827 (608 amino acids)
Biological process (GO): transmembrane transport
Molecular function (GO): transmembrane transporter activity
Source: RefSeq, a predicted model, not a curated record
AUGCCUGCUGUCCUAGACAUGAUCCGAGGCCGCAAAGACGGUCGCGUCGCGCACGACAUUGCGACGUCUGGAGUGCCAGAGGCCGACGAAAAGACAGGAACGUCCAAUGUCGCGCCAUCCAAUGACAACUCGGACAGCAUCAGCCUGGAAGAGAGAAAUGAACAGGAAAUUAGCGAGCAUCCUGAUUCCGUGACGGCGGACGCGCAAAUUGGUCAAAGAAAAGCCGAAGCCGCCGCUCUUGUGUGGUCGCGCAAUGCCGUGUUGGCGACCUAUGGCUGGAUAUGGAUAUGUUUCUUUAUGCUCGCUCUCCAGCAGUCCAUCCUGAGCAACGUCAUGUAUUUGGCGUACUCGGACUUCUCCACCGCCCCAGAAAUCACCACUGCCUACAUCUUGUCUGCCAUUAUUGGUAGCGUGCUGAAGCUGCCAAUUGCAAAGAUGCUCAACUUGUGGGGUCGCGCCGAGGGUUUCCUGGUGUUUGAGGCAGUCUACCUGCUCGGCAUUGUUGUUAUUGCUGCUUGCAAGGAUGCCAAUGGAUUCGCUGCCGGUUAUGUCCUGUACUGGAUUGGCUAUGAUGCCAUCUACUUCAUCAUGGACGUCUUUGUGGCCGAUACCUCUGGACUGCGGAAUCGUGCCUUUGCCUUUGCUUUUGUCAGCACGCCAUUCAUUUGCACUGCAUUCACUGGACCACUUGCUGCCCAGUCUUUCCUCACCAUGACUACCUGGAGAGUCACGAUUGGCUCAUUUGCUGCAAUCAUGUUUUUUGCUUUCACCCCUCUGGCUAUUAUAUUCAAGUUCUUCCAAAUCAAGGCUGCAAAGCAAGGCCUGUUUACGAGGACUCCCAGUGGCCGCACUACCUGGCAGUCAAUUCAGCACUACUUUCACGAGUUUGAUAUACUCGGGGCAUUUCUCCUCAUUGGCGCCUUUGUCUUGUUCCUGCUGCCUUUUAGCCUGAGCAGUUAUGGUCGUGCUGGAUACAAGUCGGCAACCUUUAUCGCCAUGGUUGUCAUUGGCUUUUGCCUCUUUUUCGUCUUUGCUGCUUGGGAAAAGUAUGGUACCAGGACUCACUUUAUCCGGUGGGAGCUGUUCAAGAAGCGCACGGUUCUGGGCGCUUGUUGCCUGUCUGCCAUCCUCUACUACAGCUUCUACAGUUGGGACACUUACUUUUACUACUUCAUCAUGGUUGUCUACGAUCUCAACAUUUCCAACACUGGGUACAUGACGCAGAUCUACAAUAUUGGAUCUUGCUUCUGGGGAGUUGUCUUUGGUUUCUAUAUUCGCUGGACCAAGCACUUCAAGUAUGCCUGCUUGUUCUUUGGGUUACCACUCAUGUUCCUCGGUGCUGGUCUCAUGAUUCGCUUCCGUGGCGAGGACGCAAACAUUGGCUACAUUGUCAUGUGUCAAAUUUUCAUCGCCAUCGCUGGUGGCACUCUGGUCAUUGGCGAGGACAUGGCUGUCAUGGCUGCUGCUGACCGUGAUGGUGUACCCAUGAUGCUGGCCAUCCUGGGCUUGUCUUCUGGUCUUGGUGGUGCGAUUGGUUCCGCCGUCACUGCAGCUAUUUACAGCAACACAUUCCCUGCUGCAUUGCUCAGUGCUCUGCCUGCUGAAACUCAAGGCAACUGGACUGACAUUUACACUGGCGGGUACCUUACUCAGCUGACAUAUCCAGUCGGCUCCGAGACUCGCGACGCCAUCAACUAUGCCUGGGGCGAGAGUCAAAAGCUCAACUCCAUCUCCGCCACCUGUGUUCUUAUUCUUGCUAUCCCUGCCAUUGCCAUUUGGAAGAAUUACAAUGUGGACAGGAAGCAAAACAAGGGUACAGUCAUUUAG